Morus notabilis is the source of this 1938-nucleotide messenger RNA. Its product is annotated as probably inactive receptor-like protein kinase At2g46850. Gene Ontology annotation, biological process: protein phosphorylation. The record is from RefSeq and is a predicted model, not a curated record. The coding region runs from base 1 to 1938 and encodes 645 amino acids. Gene Ontology annotation, molecular function: protein kinase activity; ATP binding; polysaccharide binding. NCBI's taxonomy places the organism in Eukaryota, Viridiplantae, Streptophyta, Magnoliopsida, Rosales, Moraceae. The transcript has 3 exons.
AUGUUCCCUCUUCUCCUGACUUUCUUUAUUCUCCUUACUCUGGUUACUCACUUUCCCAUCUCUCAUUCUCUCCAUGACCAACAACUCCUAGUGCAACCCCUAGUGGCUCCAAAUCAGUGCAAUGACACAUGUGGUGAGCUCAAAAUCCCAUUCCCAUUUCACCUGAACAGGAACUCCUCUUGUGGCACAAUUUCCAAUGCUUUUCUCCUCUCUUGCUUGAACUCCACAACCCUUUAUCUCAACAUAGGUUCUGAGAAGUACAGAGUGCUUGAAUUCUACUCUGAUGGCGUGCUUGUUGACUUUCCCGGCUCAUCUCCAUGCCGUCAGUACAAUGACUUGAAUUCCUUUGGUUUUGAAGGGAAUGACUAUUUUGGAGUUUCUGAUGACAAUGUGAUUGGCCUGUAUGACUGUGAGGAUUCUUCCUUGUGCAAGGCGGAGUGCGAGGCGGUUGACUUGCCGGGUUGCGAUGGCAGCGGAAGAAGUAGCUCUCCUGCUUGCUGUUACCCCUUGUCUGACCACAGUGUGUGGCGUUUUGGGGACAGGUUUUCUGUGUUCUCCAAGUUUGGCUGCAGGGGGUUCUCCAGUUGGGUUGUUCUAAGGGCUACAAACUCCGGUAAGCGCGGGGUUAAGCUCGAAUGGGCUGUUCCGAGGAACUCGUCUAAGAGCAUUUGUGCUAGCAAUGCUUACAUUGCCAAUGCCACAGCAGUCCGAGAAGGGCUGAGGUGCUUGUGUCAAGAGGGGUUUGUUGGUGAUGGAUUUGAAAAUGGCAGUGGAUGCAUAAAAUCAUGCUUCAAGGACAGGAGAGAACUAUACGGAAAUGACUGCAACAACAAAAUACAUAAUGACAAGAAACUUGUAAUCAUAGGUGGAGUUCUUUCUUCUGCUUUCAUCAUUGCCUCUUUCAUUGCACUCUUUUGCCUACUGAAACGGCCAAUUAAGCCCGGCGAAUUCGACGCUGAGCAGGCUAAUUUUCACGGUGGCAUCUCGUUCCAGAAAGCUUGUAGGACUCGGCUGUUCACAUACCAUGAGCUAGAAGAGGCCACAAAAGGAUUUGAAGAUGACAGAAAAUUAGUAGAAGGCGCCAACUGCACAAUGUAUGCCGGGGUUCUUCAAGACGGAUCCCACAUUGCUGUGCACAAGAUACAAUGUGAAAAUGAAAGAGACUUGAUUCAAGUCCUUUCCCAAAUUGAGAUUUUAUCUUCUGUUUUACACGGGAAUUUAGCCCGACUUCUCGGAUGCUGCAUUGAUUUGGCCUACAUGCCACUAGUAGUCUACGAAUAUCCCGAAAAUGGUACGUUGGAAGAACAUUUACACCAAAGAAGAGAGCCAAAAACAGGUCUUGACUGGCACAGAAGGUUGAACAUUGUUGCUGAAACAGCAAACGUUCUAGCCUUCCUGCACUAUGAGAUCUCUCCUCCCGUAUUCCACCGAGAUCUCAAAUCCGGUUCAAUCUUUUUAGACGAGAACUUCUCGGUCAAGAUUGCGGGGUUUGGACUACUAAUCCCGAGUCCCCGAGAUUCGCAGAAGAGCCACGAGAGUAGCACUACUCGGUUUCAGAAGAAUGAUGUUUGUGACAUGGGAAUGGUGCUGCUUGAGAUAAUUGCAGGCUCAAACAGAUUGGACUUGCCAACACUAGCCUUACAGAAAAUAAGGAGUGGGAAGCUAGAGGAGAUAGUGGAUCCACUCUUGUACCAUCACGAGCAGCCGAGUUUUCGGCGCGAUCAGAUAGAGAUAGUUGCUGACCUUGCCGUGAGAUGCUUGUUGUUUGGUGGGGAUGGCAAGCUUGGAAUGGUUGAUGUUGCCAGAGAAUUGGCACAGAUUACAAAAGACAAUGUUGAUGGUGGUAGUAAGAGAGGGCCUGCUUUGGAGGAAACAUUCUCAAACUCAAGCCUUCUUCAGAUGAUUUCAAUGUCUCCUGAUUCAAUAUAUUUGCCUUGA